CAACUCUUCAUCCUCCUCCUCGUUGUCAACAACACCGCAUUCAACAAUGCCAAAGACCCCAAAGCGCAAGAAUAGGACAGACUCGCAGGCGUCGUCGACUGGAGCAACGGCCCACCCUUACCAGCGUAUAAAGGAAGAGGCCAAGGCUCCAGCACCCCCGCCUUCCUCUGCGUCCACUCACCCCAAGAUGCCCAACCCCGCCGCACCGUCCUCAGCCAAGUCAGACGGAACGAGGAAGGAGAAGCGUGAGCGUCGGAGAAGGGAGCGUGCUUCCGUAGGCGGUGGCGAGGAGGCUGCGCCCGCCCCUGCACCUGCUACCGCCCCUGCUGCUCCUGCCCACUCCGCUCCGAGCAGCCAGGAGGAGCGCACCAAGAAGGUCAAGAAAGCGAAGAUGAGCAGCGUGGAGGCCGUUGGCGACAUCUAUGCGCGCUUAGCAAGCGGUGGUAGCGUCGCUGCGUCUCAAGCUCCGACCAGCUCGCCCGCGAAGCCCUCCACCGACGACGCCUACGCCCGCGCCCACCCCUACGCCCACCCGAACAAUGCCAAGGACAAGCGCAUGCGCCAGGAGAUCCGCGACCUCGAGGCCAAGGUCCAGAAGGCCGAGGGCAUCGUCAUGCAGACCCAGCAGGAGAUGGCGGCCAAGCUCGCCGAACUCGGCAACCAGCUGCGCGAGAAGGAGGCCGCGCUGGCUGCCAACCAGGCGGCGCUGGACGACAAGACGCGCGAGCUAGACGCGCAGAAGGACGAACUGAAUACCAAGACUACACUUUUGUCGGAUCGUGAUCGCCACGCCGAUGCCCUCCGCGAGACGCUGGCCUGCACUGUGUGCUUUGAGACGUUAGACGACCCACAUGUCCUGACUUGCGGCCACGCUGCAUGCAAGCGCUGCCUCCUCCAGUGGUUCCGCUCGCCGAACGCUUACCGCGGCUCGGACAUUGAGGAUGUCCAGCCCGACACCAAGCUCACGUACCGCACCAAGCUGUGCCACCUCUGCCGCGCGCCAGUGUUCACGCGCCCCAUCCGCAUGUUCGUCAUGCAGCAUGUUCUCGAGGCGGUUGGCUUUGUGGACUCGGUCGGACCCACCAACAGCCCCGACCUCAUCACGGCCGACGAUAACCCAUGGAAGAACAUCUUCCCUCCCGACCCCGUGUCGUACGCCAUCCCAGACGAGGACGACGGCGUCAACCGCUGCCCCGGGUGCGGUCACGAGAUCGCUGAAGGCGAGUGCUCACAGUGUAACGAGAGAUUCUCGCGCCACGGCAGCGAGUCCGAUUUCGACAGCGACGACGACAGCCUUGGCAGCGUUAUGGAUGGCAGCGACCUCGACGACGACGACGCGCUUCUGGAGGCGGCGGCUCAGGUUCUAGGCCAGACCGGUGCUCCAGGUGGUGAUGCGGCAGCUCCCGGUGUUGCGGCCGCUCGUGCGUUAGCCGCUGAUCGUGAAUGGUCUCCGGCGACACUGGCCAACUGGGAGGCGCAGAUGAGGAUUGCCGGCGCCUUGGCUGUCCACACCGACACCGACGGUAGUGACAGCGAGUCUGUGACAGACGACGAUGGCUCGGACGACGACGGAUCGGAGAGCUCAUUCGGCACGAACGCUAGCUCUCAGCACGGCCACGGCACCUACUGCGAGUGCAACGCGUGCAUGGACGAGUCGGAUGACGACGAGCCUGUUGCAGCUGCUCCUCCGGCUUCCCGCGGUCGCAGCCGCCGUUACGACACCCCCAACUCGGUCUUGGCCGAUUCUGACGGUGACGAGUACUACGAGGCGUCAUUCAUCGAUGACUCUGAGGGCGAGCACGAUGAGAUCGGCGACUCGGAGGACGAGGUCGACGACGUUGCCGAGCCCGACGAGCCGACCAUUGACGAGCUGCGCGCGCGCCGCGCGAACCGUUACGCUGCCAACGACGCCCCCGUUGCCCCGGCCGCCGCCGCCGCCGCCCCCAUCACGAACUCGCGCCGCCGCCGUGCGCGCGUGAUCGACAUUUCCGAUGACGACGAGUAAACGCAGGCGUAGACGCGUAGGCUCUCGCAUUGUCCAUCAUUGCAUGUUCAACACCACUGUCAAUCAAACCCACAUGUGUGUAUCCCAUACCCAGCAUAGCAACGCUAGCUAGAACCGCUCCGUCCACGACAAGACCCGUGCAUCAUCGUCAUUUGUUUCACGCAUGCAUCAC
This is a messenger RNA of Vanrija pseudolonga, 2177 nucleotides long. RefSeq names its product putative RING finger protein (gene SPCC548.05c). The coding region runs from base 47 to 2005 and encodes 652 amino acids. The record is from RefSeq and is a predicted model, not a curated record. Lineage: Eukaryota; Fungi; Basidiomycota; Tremellomycetes; Trichosporonales; Trichosporonaceae. The transcript is spliced from 4 exons.